GCCCGCCCUGCGAACUCGCGGCCGGCUCCCUGCGCCCGGCGCCUCAGCCCGAGCUCCCGGACCUCGGGUCUCCCUUGUUUCCGCGCCCCCGGGCCAUGCCCAGGCCUGUCCCCGGGGCGUCCUCGGGCCCCGAGGCCCCUCUCCUCUCCUGCAGGCCCGGGAGGAAUUGCUGGGAACGUGGAGCCUUUUUGUUUCCUAGCAACCUGAGCGAAGGCUGGGGUGUCGAGUGUCAAAACCGGCCGAGGUGCUCGCACCGGCCCGCUCCCCCCGCUCCGCGACCCGCCCCGCUCCCAAGUUUUCCUUUUCCUUUCAGAACCGUGGCCCACCCUUUCCCGAUCCUGGAGCUCUUAUCUCACUUCACCUUUCAUCCCUGCUUCACAGACCAUCCUUGAAAGUAUUUUCGACGCGUGCAAAAUUCAGCGCAGAUUAGAAUGACCUAGAACGGGUUUGCUUCCCUCAAAUGUUAGAACUGACAGGAUUUCCGGGUAUUGAAGUGAUAGGUUCCCUUUGUUUUACCCUUUUGCUUAUUACUUGGUUACUAUAAGGGUGGUGAUGAGAAAGACUGCGCUUGUGAGGCAUGAACUGAAAUGAAGACAGUAACUCUAGGGGUGAUGGAGACCGCAGAAGGAGUCGGUGAGGUGGCCUGGUGCUGUUCGAUUUGGAAUAUUUGUAGGAAGAACUUCGAUAAUUUUAUAGACUGCUAAGCUGUCAGUAAGGGUUAGAAGGAACCCUUCUUGUGAAGAUGUAGCACUUCUGACAAACCUGGCUGCUGAUCAGAAUCCCUGGGGAACUUUCAGAGUAAACAUACCAAUUCCCAGGCUCCAUUCCAAACUUAUGAAAGAAUUUCUGGCAGGUGAGGCCUAGAAAUCUCUAUUUGAAAAAAUACACUUAGGCUUGAAAGUUCUGUGUGCUUGCAAAUAGCUGAAGAGGAUCAGUUUCUCCUUCGACUUGGCGUUUCUGUAGAAAAUGUUUCCUGACUGCAAUGAGAGAAAGUGGAAUACAUUGUCCCCUCUGUCGUGGAAAUGUGACUAGAAGAGAGAGAGCGUGUCCUGAACGGGCCUUAGACCUUGAGAAUAUCAUGAGGAAGUUUUCUGGUAGCUGCAGAUGCUGUGCAAAACAGAUUAAAUUUUAUCGCAUGAGACAUCAUUACAAAUCUUGUAAGAAGUAUCAAGAUGAGUAUGGUGUUUCCUCUAUCAUUCCAAACUUUCAGAUCUCUCAAGAUUCAGUAGGGAACAGUAAUAGGAGUGAAACAUCCACAUCUGAUAACACAGAAGCUUAUCAAGAGAAUACAAGUUCUUCUGGACAUCCCACCUUUAAGUGUCCCUUGUGUCAAGAGUCAAAUUUUACCAGACAGCGUUUACUGGAUCACUGUAACAGUAACCACCUGUUUCAGAUAGUCCCUGUGACAUGUCCUAUUUGUGUGUCUCUUCCUUGGGGAGAUCCUAGCCAGAUUACCAGAAAUUUCGUUAGUCAUCUAAAUCAAAGGCAUCAGUUUGAUUAUGGAGAAUUUGUGAAUCUUCAGCUAGACGAGGAAACCCAGUAUCAAACUGCUGUUGAAGAAUCUUUUCAAGUAAACAUCUGAAGGCUGUAAACAUCUCUGCAUCUUUGUACCUGCAAGUGCCAUCUUUAAGGAGAAAACUACAUGAAGUCACCGUUUCAGUAACUUGAUAUGUAUAUUAAUAAAAGUAAUUCAGUGUGUUGUUUUAGUUUUUUAAUUGAAAAAUAAAGGUGGGCCAUCUAAAAACUUCAUCCUCUUGAUAAGUUAAGAAAUGAAAGUUAGGACAUUAUCUUUAAAAGCAGUAAAAGGAUUAUAUUUCAUUAAUGUAAUGGUGAAAAGGGAAUCGUUGUUGUACUUAGCCUUUUCUGUAUUACAUAUUCUUGAAUUUUACCUUACGUUGCUUUUGAAAUUUGGUGCAGGUCCUCCCACUGACAUUAUUGUGCACAGGUAACACAAUACCAAAUUCUGAAAGAUGCGUUGGAUAUAAACCUAACAAAUCUGAGCCAGUUUUCUGAGUUGCAGAAUGGAGACUUGAAGUGCUAAACAAAACAAUCCAAAGGAAACUUUUUUAAUACAGAUUCUAGCCGAAGAAUUGAACUAUAAGAAAAUUGUAUUUAUAUAACGUUUAGUAUUUUUGAAGACUAGUGAGAUUUCUUUAAUAAUUUUAACUCUUUAAAAAGUAAAAGCUCAUUGUAUAGAUAUUUCCUUUUUGCUAUUAGAAGGAAGUAUCGAGAAAAAUUUUACUUUGAUGGGCAGUAGAUAAUUUCAAAACUUUUUUGUUUGGCUAAAGAAUUUUUAAGCCUAAAGUACAGUGAGCUGAGUUACAGCUCUUUGGCCUCAGAAUUUUCAGUUGCUAGAAUUUCUGGUUAGCUAAGAUGAAACUAAGCUUUCAGUUAGUGAUAUUACAUUCUACAUAUAUAUUUAGAUGAGAGAUUUGACUUCAUCUCAGUUUAGAAAUUCAUUCGAAGCUAAAGAUGUAUGUGUAUACACAUACACUUUUGUAUGUGUAUACACACACACACAAGUAUGCAUGCAGCUGUGAGGUCAUAUACAGAAUUUCUAGUAAGAUUUUUUAAAUGGACAAGCAAUAUAGGAUUGAAGUAAAUAUCUGGUUGGAUUAAAAUUUUGUAUAUCACCAAAUUUUUAAGAAGUAUAGUAACACGCUAAGUCGUCCAGUUGGCUACUGUUAUACCUUAAAAAUUGAGUUUACACACCGACACAAUUACCUGUUCAUAUGGUGCUCACUUGUUAUCUUAGAGAUAAUGUAUGACUGCAGUAAUGGGACAGGUUCUACCAGCCAUUCUGUCUCACUGCUUUUUAGUCAAAACUGGGUUUGUUCUUAGUAUUCAUUGAAAAACAAAAUAACUUGUACUAGAAGGUCCAAAUCCCAGAAUAAAAGAUGAAAGGUGGAUUAGCUGACAUUCCAUACUAAUAUACAAUGUUUAUUCUUUCUUUGAAAUAAAUAACUAAACAAAAGAAAAUCUCAGAAGUAGUUUGCUGCUAAUAUAUACAUAUAUUGUAUAAAAAGGUAUAUUUUGGUUUUGUUAAAACCCUUGUUGACUUUUUUACAGUGAACAUUUUUUAAACUUGAUUUAAUAAAAAAUGUUAAUUUUGGAAGUGGAGUUUUGUAAAAACCUUUUUCAGUCAAACAGUAAUGACUUUAUUUAUGGGUAGUAAUAACAGUCACCAAAAAAGCCAUACAUGUGAACAUAUGCCUUGGUUCUGUCAUUCAAAAUAGUGAUGUUUACUAUGUGCUUGAACAUUUCUCUGCAGUUACGUGAGUGUAAUUGUAAGGAUAGCUGUUUAACAAACUCUUUUUAAAGACUUGACCAUAGGUUUUCCAGUUUAAAGCAAUAACUUUAGUACUUUCUUUCAAAAUUUAGUACUUCCAGUAUGUCAAGUUAAAACCAUUCUGAGAUCUGAGAACUCCUUUAAAGGAAAUUUGUAGGGAUCAUCUUGAUGAAAUUGUGUUUUGAAGUUUGUGGAUUAGUUAAAUAUCAUUAAUAGUCAUGUGUCUUUCAUAGAUGUUUUUUCAUAAGGAAAAUACUGACUUUAUUUGCUGUUAUUUGGGAACUCCUCAGUAUGCAAAUGUUUGUUUAAAACCUCCCAUCCUUUUGUCAAUGAAUUAGGAGUAGGGAUUGCCUUUACAGAUAGUUUAAAUUCAUGAGAAAUUCCUUGUUUUUAAUAUGCAUAUAGCUGAGUUAGGAUAAGGGAGGGAAACUGUAUUGAUAACUCUACCUAAAUUUCAUAAUACUUUUAGGAAAGCUAUUACCCUCAACAAAUUACAGUUUAUGUUGUUAAACAGAAUCUUAUUUGAGAUGUAUUGCUUUAUUUUUCAAUUAAACGUGGUUUUCUCCUA
Molecule: messenger RNA, 3857 nt
Organism: Camelus dromedarius (Arabian camel)
Lineage: Eukaryota; Metazoa; Chordata; Mammalia; Artiodactyla; Camelidae
Gene: RNF138
Product: ring finger protein 138
Exons: 7
Coding region: 983-1582 (199 amino acids)
Biological process (GO): double-strand break repair via homologous recombination; DNA double-strand break processing involved in repair via single-strand annealing
Cellular component (GO): site of double-strand break; nucleus
Molecular function (GO): single-stranded DNA binding; ubiquitin protein ligase activity
Source: RefSeq, a predicted model, not a curated record